Molecule: messenger RNA, 1841 nt
Organism: Triticum aestivum (bread wheat)
Lineage: Eukaryota; Viridiplantae; Streptophyta; Magnoliopsida; Poales; Poaceae
Product: differentially expressed in FDCP 6 homolog
Exons: 10
Coding region: 1-1632 (543 amino acids)
Biological process (GO): endosome organization; receptor recycling; retrograde transport, endosome to Golgi
Cellular component (GO): early endosome; trans-Golgi network; recycling endosome
Source: RefSeq, a predicted model, not a curated record
AUGGAACACGUAAUACAAGUACGAAGGCAGCAGAUCUUUGCCAGUCCAUCUGAGAGUCAAGAAAAGCUUCGUGUCGGUUUCAGAGUUACUGGUAGAGUUUACAGAUCAUCAUUUUUUCCUGGCAUCGUUCGUUCGAUCCUCUUCCACCCCCCUGAUCCAUCCAUUCCGGCCAUGGACUCCAACGCCAACGGCGGGCGCAGCACGAUGGUAGGGGAGAUGGAGAGCAGCUUGGAGCGGGUCAGGCGGCAGCUCUCCUCCAGCUCCACCCGCCAUAUCCUCCAGGGCCCUCUCUUAAAGCGAUCCGAUACACUCAGGAAAUGGAAUGAGCGGUGGGUUAUACUUGAUCCAGCUACUGGAAAGAUGGAAUACAAGGUUCGUAGAAGUGAUACAACUGUGAGGGGAAUAAUUGUGUUCGAUUCAACAAGCACCGUCACUUUGUCACCUACCAACUUUCAUGGACUGCCAAAAUAUGAAGGAUGUUGUGUAUAUAUUGGGACUCCACAAAAAAAGGAGUACUUUCUUUGUGCAGAAACUCCCAGCGCUGCAAGAGCAUGGGUAUCUACUUUACAUGCAACUCAGUUGGUCCUACAGGCUCAUAAACAGGCGGUGGAUUCAUUGGGUGGAAAUGGUUCUGCAAAAUUGGGAACAGUUGCUACUGUUGUGGCUGUGGCCAAUGCAACUGCGAUUGAAGCAUCCAAAGAGGUAGAAGCAGCGAUGAAGAUCUCCCUGCGGGCAGCUUUAGGCUCAACUACAAAUAAACUUAGUAAAGGUCAAUUAGAUGAUCUCACAAUCAUGAUGGAGACCCUUCGAGUUAAAGAUGAUGAACUGCACCAGCUAUUGCAGGAUAUCCGUGCACGAGAUUCCACCAUCAGGGAGAUUACAGAUAAAUUACAGGAGACUGCUGAGGCAGCUGAAACUGCUGCUUCUGCUGCUCAUGCAAUUGAUGAAGCAAGAAGAUUUUUAUCUUCAGAACUUGAACGCCUGAAACAAGAUCAGGAAAAUCAAGUUGAAUUGUCCUUGCUUAGGCUAAGGGAAUCAGAAGAAAAGUCAAAGCUUCUUGCUGAAGAAAGAGAGCAUUUACUCAAGGAAAGAGAUUCUGCUCUUCAAGAAGCUCAGAUGUGGCGCUCUGAGCUUGGAAAAGCUAGAGGAAAUGCUGUCAUUUUAGAAGCAGCUGUUGUGAGAGCUGAAGAGAAAGCUAGGGUUUCAGCAGCCGAUGCUGACAUGCGAAUAAAGGAAGCUGUGAGUAAGCUCGAGUCUGCUGCGAAAGAAAAGGAAGAACUCUUAGCUCUCGUGGAUGCUCUAAAAUCACAAAUACAAAGGCAAGAGACUAGCACAAAACAAAUCUGUGAGGAAAGGUCAGAGCUGUGCUCUACUUCAAAGCAUAUGGACAUGGACGACGAUAACGUGGAUAAGGCUUGUUUAAGCGAUACAGACCUGAUACCCAUUGCGGAGAACAUAGUCGAGUUGGAUGACGAGGGAGUCGAUAUACGUACGAUCGGGGACACAGAGUGGGAAAAUCCUCAUUCCUCUGAAGUAUCUGAUGUAAGGGAGGUGACCACAGAAGCUGAAGAAAACAGCUUGGAUAUUCCUGUUGAUAGCCAGCCAGUUGCUGACGAUACUUUCCAAGGCUAGACUGGACUUUUGCCAUUCUUGUACACCAUGACUUUUUGUACUAAAGUUUUUCAUCUCGGUUCACAGCGAACAUUCUUAUAAUCUUAUUCAGUUUUCGCAUUGACCCAGAGUUCCGUCACAGCUUUUGUUGCUCAUCUGUAAACCUGAGUGAAACAAAAAGAAGAAUUGGAUCAUCAAGUGUACCAUUGGCGAUCAUGUUGAACAGUUUA